This is a messenger RNA of Linum trigynum, 225 nucleotides long. NCBI's taxonomy places the organism in Eukaryota, Viridiplantae, Streptophyta, Magnoliopsida, Malpighiales, Linaceae. The record is from the annotation of a GenBank genome assembly.
AUGCAGAGUUUGGAGGGAAGAGAAAACAAAAGGGUGAAAGAGACGUUGGAGUGCUACUACGACGUUCUACUGAGGAUGUUCUCCAUUGUGCGAGACGGCGCUGUUGCAGUUGAAGAACAUGAGGCCUUUCCCGAGACGACGUCGCUCCACCGAAUUGGCUUAGUAGCCGUUGCGAUUUGGGGCGAAAAUUUGACAUUUUCGUUGAUACCCCUGAAAAUGGAAUAG